Molecule: messenger RNA, 405 nt
Organism: Scheffersomyces stipitis CBS 6054
Lineage: Eukaryota; Fungi; Ascomycota; Pichiomycetes; Serinales; Debaryomycetaceae
Gene: MCI4
Product: Mci4p
Exons: 1
Coding region: 1-405 (134 amino acids)
Biological process (GO): respiratory electron transport chain
Source: RefSeq, a predicted model, not a curated record
AUGAAAUUUACCAGAGUAUUGAGAACUGCCGAGGAAGUGUUGGUCAAGGCAGCAUCUGGAUAUCCCACCGGUUUGGCCGGUUUGUACCAGCACCCCAAUCCUCGUCCAGCAUUGAUUGCCCUUUACAACCAUACAUUGAAGGUUUUGGACCAGAAGUACCCAAAGGAGUCGAUCUACAAACAGUCUGUUGAGGCUUUAACAAAAAACAGAUUGAAGAUUGUCGAAGAAAACGAAAUUGUCGAAAACAUAGAAAACAAGAUUGGAGGUGGUUUGAUUGAAGAAAUCGUUAUACAGGCACAUGAAGAGUUGACUUUGGCUCAGGAACUUGCUGAGUUGAAAGUAUGGGAGGAAUUGGAAGAAAAACCUUUGGAAGACCAAUGGGUGUACUUUGGCAAGAAGGUCUAG